Messenger RNA from Syzygium oleosum, 802 nucleotides. Its product is annotated as ATP-dependent DNA helicase Q-like 1. Lineage: Eukaryota; Viridiplantae; Streptophyta; Magnoliopsida; Myrtales; Myrtaceae. The transcript has 2 exons. The record is from RefSeq and is a predicted model, not a curated record. Bases 184 to 579 code for a protein of 131 amino acids.
AUCGGGGGGUUGGAAGAGGUGGAGAAAGCUCGGUUGCUGAGCUUGGCUCUCGAGUUCGGCUUCGACCAACAGUCCGCCACCAAGUGCCUGGACCGCCUCGUUUCCCUCUACGGGGACGAAGGUCGAGAGUUUAUCACUGUGGAGCAUUGUGGUGAUGACUUUCUAGCAGAACUUGCCGAAACCAUGCAAGAUACUGAGGAUUGGGAUGAUUUGCAAGCUGCGGAAUCUGAAGCUUGUGGAGUUUUGGCCGAUAUGUUUGGCCAAGAUAUCCCUAAUGACGGUGGAUGCAAUGUUGUGCACGAUGUUACUCUUAUAGAAGAUUCUCCACAGCCUGAGAAAAAUCAAACUUUUCUUGAGGUGGAUUCGUCUACUGACAGUGAAGACGAAGAUGAUAUAUUUGGCAGUAAAAUUGGCAGAAAUCCACAGGCUAUAUUCCUGACCAAAGCAGUACCGAAAGCAAUUCAUCCACUCAACUUCUGGCCUGAUGAUCUUUGUAAUCCAUGGUAUGCUUCUCCCAUGGACAUAGACAACACUGCCAAGCCACUUAAAUCAGCGUGUCACUGUUCUUUUCUCUUAUAAUUUAGUCUCUCCUUGAUUGAUUCCAAUUUGCUUGUGAUUCCGCACUCCGCAAAGGAUGUACACAAUGUACAUGUACAAAAGCAUUUAGCACAUUGCUUAUGAGGUCUCAUCCAAUCAAAUAACCAAUUGACACUCCUAAAUUUUGCCAUUCACUUCCACGGUCUUCAAGAUCCAAAAUGACCUAUUAGAACUCUUUGGUCAAUAAAAAGGUUGAUUUUAGUUU